CAUGACCGCUAUUACGCACCCAAUUUGUCAAUUAUGAAACAUACAGGUUAAAUUGAACACGGCUUGAUGGUCUAGCGGUAUGAUUCUCGCUUUGGGUGCGAGAGGUCCCGGGUUCAAUCCCCGGUCAAGCCCAAUCGUUUAUCAUUUUUCCACAUCAUUCGUUUUGAUUCUGCUCACGUACAUCAUCAUGCAAUUAAUCUGGGGACCUGGGUGUUGUUUUAUCGUUUGGUUUGAUUUUGCAGUUAUUAAACACAGGUCUUGUGGUUUGCAGAAGGUGUUUCCUUCUCUAGGUUAGUUGGGAUGACCGUAAUAGCACCAGUCACGACUAGUAUGCCUUCUGUUAAGGCAUAAAAGAAUUGGAUCUUCUUAAGGAUAUAGAUGGCCCGCUGGUGUUAUGUGUCUCGUCCUAUGGUUCUGC
Pseudomassariella vexata is the source of this 418-nucleotide messenger RNA. RefSeq lists its product as uncharacterized. The record is from RefSeq and is a predicted model, not a curated record. Lineage: Eukaryota; Fungi; Ascomycota; Sordariomycetes; Amphisphaeriales; Pseudomassariaceae. Bases 80 to 295 code for a protein of 71 amino acids. The transcript has a single exon.